AUGGCGAUUCUAAAAGCGUGCCAUGACUCUCCUGUUGGGGGUCAUCAUAGUGGAACUCGGACUGCAGUUAAGGUACUUGAAUGUGGUUAUUACUGGCCGACCAUAUUUCAUGAUGCAAAUUUAUUGGUGCGGUCUUGUGACCAAUGUCAGAGCGAUAGUGGUUCCCAUUUUUGCAAUAAAGCUUUCCCGGGAUUGAUGGAAAAAUAUGGAGUAAAACAUAGGGUGGCAACACCUUACCAUCCUCAGACGAGUGGGCAAGUUGAAGUGUCCAAUAGGGAGAUCAAGAGUAUUCUAGCAAAAACAGUCAAUGCAAAUAGAACUGAUUGGGCCCGCAAGCUCGAUGAUGCUCUAGGCAUGCGGAUCGCUUUCAAGACUCCGAUUGGGACUUCACCUUUCAAGCUUGUAUUCGAAAAAGCGUGUCACUUGCCGGUUGAACUUGAGCACAAGGCUAUGUGGGCUUUAAAGAAGCUGAAUAUGGAUUGGGAGGAAGCAACCAAGCUCAGGUUGUUUCAACUAAAUAAGAUGGAUGAGUUUCGGUACCAGGCAUAUGAGAGUGCAGCACUAUAUAAAGAAAGGAUGAAGCAAUACCAUGACAAAAAGAUCUUGAAGCGAGAGUUCUACAAGGGUGAUCCUGUAUUGCUGUUUAACUCUCGGUUGAAGCUGCUACCUGGUAAGCUUAAAUCAAGAUGGUCUGGUCCGUUUGAGGUGGUAGGUGUUUCGCCCCAUGGAGCGAUUGAGUUAAAGUCCGGAGAUGGAACUCGGACGUUUAAGGUGAACGGGCAGAGAUUGAAGCACUAUCACGGGAUGGUUUCGAAGGAUAGGAUUGUUGAUCGAUACAGGUUGAAGCACCUCGAAACGAACGAUGAUCUGGUGUACACUGAUAAAGAGUGA
This is a messenger RNA of Lycium ferocissimum, 891 nucleotides long. RefSeq lists its product as uncharacterized. The record is from RefSeq and is a predicted model, not a curated record. Gene Ontology annotation, molecular function: nucleic acid binding. The transcript is spliced from 2 exons. NCBI's taxonomy places the organism in Eukaryota, Viridiplantae, Streptophyta, Magnoliopsida, Solanales, Solanaceae. Gene Ontology annotation, biological process: DNA integration. Bases 1 to 891 code for a protein of 296 amino acids.